This is a messenger RNA of Nasonia vitripennis (jewel wasp), 828 nucleotides long. RefSeq names its product neurophysin 1. Bases 207 to 659 code for a protein of 150 amino acids. Gene Ontology annotation, molecular function: neurohypophyseal hormone activity. Gene Ontology annotation, cellular component: secretory granule; extracellular region. The record is from RefSeq and is a predicted model, not a curated record. The transcript has 3 exons. Lineage: Eukaryota; Metazoa; Arthropoda; Insecta; Hymenoptera; Pteromalidae.
AUUCAAUGAAUGGAUGAGUAUUUCCAUAAUCCUGAGAGUGCUCCAUUGAGGAGUGUCUUUCUUGAAAAACCAUCUGAAUUCUUAAUAACAGGAUACAGGGAGUAUAAAUAGGUGAGAACUGACGGUAUCUUGGGCAGAAGAUCCUCACACGUCAAGUGGAGCACAUCUCCUUACUCCGUCACACACCAGUUUUGGCAAAAUUCGCAAUGUCAAAAGUAAUCAUAGUUCUCACUACAUUAGUUGCCUUGAGUUACGGUUGUCUAAUUACAAAUUGUCCAAGAGGUGGAAAACGAGGGGAUCCAACAUUUUUACUCGAAAACAUAGCCAGAGAAUGUCCAGCAUGUGGUAGGGAAGAGCAAGGUCGAUGCUUUGGGCCUCACAUCUGUUGCAGUCCAAGUAUGGGCUGUCUAAUUGGGACCCCAGAAACUCUUCGCUGCAGAAAAGAAAGCCUCUAUUCACGACCGUGUGUAGCUGGGUUUGCCAUGUGCCAAGGAAAUAGUGGCAGAUGUGCUGCAAAUGGAAUCUGCUGCUCUCAAGAAUCUUGCUUUAUUGACUCGGCAUGCAAACUGGUUGACGAAACAGGCAAUGACAGAAAAAUUGGGGCAGAGUUUGGUGCAUUUCUUUUGGAAAAUGCAGGAACGAAUGAGCACAUUCUCUGAUGAUCCAAAAUAAUCACAAUGAGACUAACCAUAUCAAAAAUAGUGGUGCUUUGAUAUAUAAAUGAACCUGAGAAAUAUUACAAAUAAACAAUAAUAAUCUUAAACUAGAAAGAAACAAAAAUAGCAAUUGUCCAACAAAUAAUAAUCAAUAAAAAUUUGGUUAAACUUA